Molecule: messenger RNA, 4204 nt
Organism: Syngnathoides biaculeatus (alligator pipefish)
Lineage: Eukaryota; Metazoa; Chordata; Actinopteri; Syngnathiformes; Syngnathidae
Gene: zfp64
Product: zinc finger protein 64 homolog (mouse)
Exons: 6
Coding region: 243-2069 (608 amino acids)
Biological process (GO): regulation of DNA-templated transcription
Molecular function (GO): DNA-binding transcription factor activity, RNA polymerase II-specific; RNA polymerase II cis-regulatory region sequence-specific DNA binding
Source: RefSeq, a predicted model, not a curated record
UCUCCUGCUCAUGAAAGAUCCGCCCACUUUUUUCUACGCAUGCGUGUCGCAUGCAGCCGUCAACCCCGCGCAGCAUGUCGUACAAUGGAACACGGUGGACCUUUUUCCUUCUCUGUUUUUCUAUAUUUUAUCUGAUAAUGGAAGUACAAUCGGGUUGAAGCACCAUGAGGAAAGAUGUGGUUGCGCUGUGAUUCGGGCUUCAACAAACGGGUUCGGUGGAAGAGGAGCCGGAACACGACUUGAUGUGUCGCAAAAUAAUCUCCACAAUGACAACAUACGACGCCGAAGGACAUUCUGUGGUGGUGGAAGUGAGCCCGGACAUCCACAUCUGUGGAUUCUGCAAGCAGCAGUACAACAAUUUCGAAGUGUUUCUGGCCCACAAGCAGAGUGGAUGUUCACUACCGACGCGUGACACCUCGGCGGUGGCUGCAGCAGUUUCCUCGCUGCCAGGCACAAGCAUAGAGGUGGUUUUAGAGAAAACCUUCCAGACGUGUGUCCUGAGAGGAGUUAAGAAGAUCCUAACCAAAUCCCAGAAGACCAAAAAGCUAAAAAGUGCACUGACAUCCAAGAGACACAGCUGUUGCUUCUCAGGCUGCACCUUUAAGACACAGUAUGGCCAAAAAGACAUGGAGCGACACCUGAAAACCCACACAGGCGAGAAGCCGUUUGAGUGUGAGCUCUGCCACAAGCGCUUCAGCCGUCGAGACAAGCUCAACAUGCAUAGCCGCUCGCACACAGGUGAGAAGCCUCACAAGUGCAAACUGUGCCCGUAUGCGGCGGCCGAUAGCAGCAGCCUGAAGAAGCACCUGCGAAUCCACUACGACGAGCGCCCCUUCAAGUGCCAGAUCUGUCCCUACGCCAGCCGUAACUCCAGCCAGCUCACCGUGCACCUCCGCUCACACACCGGAGACGCGCCCUUCCAGUGUCAGCAGUGUGACGCAAAGUUCAAGAUCAAUUCCGACUUAAAGAGACACAUUCGUGUCCACUCGGGGGAGAAACCUUACAAGUGUGACCUGUGCGAGUACCGCUGCGCCAUGAAAGGUAACCUCAAGUCUCACGUUCAGAUCAAACAUGGCACAGAGAACGCCUUCCACUGUGCCCAUUGCGAGUUUACGUGCGCCAAUAAGAUGGCGCUACGGCAGCACUCGCGCCAGCACCGGCCUGUUCAGCCCAUUCAGUGCUCAAAGUGCACAUACUCCUGCGCCAGUCGGGGGGCACUCAAAGUCCAUGAGAGGAUCCACUCGGAGGAGCGUCCGUUUAAAUGUGACUCUUGCAGUUAUGCCUCCAAGCAGCGGAGUAACCUGGUCAUCCACAAGAAAAGGUUCCACUCGGACACACCAGAGAAGAGUGGGGGGAAAAGGGCGGGUGUUGACCCUCCGAAAUGUGUCAGCUCUCGUUACCGGGCCAAGCUGGAUGCCACUCGAGCUUUCAGCUGCGGCUCAUGCAGCGCUUCGUUUGUGAGGGAAGACUCGCUCAGGAGUCACAAAAAGCAGCACAGAGAAAUGCAGAAUCCACUGCAGGUCCAAGUGGCCACCCCCCUCCCCCAUGUAAUGUCACCGCAUGACAGCACCCAGGUGGAAGUCCCAGUCCAGGUUGACUCGUUAGCCCCUUACAAUAGCACACAGCUCAAAAUUAUCGUAUCUUCUGCAGAGAGCCCCAACAAAAUGGUUCUAUUGAGUCCCGAACACCAGGACAUGAUGGUGAACUCCAUGAUCCAACAAGUCAAUCUGGUGGCACCUGUGCAGCCACCCGGAUUAUCCCAAAGCACGGAGGCCACGUUUAUACCCCAGACGGUCCUCUUGACACCGCUCCACUCAACUGAGGACACAAACAGCCCUCUGCAUCAGACUCUGGUCCACCCGGCAACAGGCGCUCAGGAGUCUAGUGUCGUCCCUCAAACGUUUAUCACCACCUGCACCGAAAUGGAGGACCUGAGCGCCUUGGUUCAAGAGGGUGGCGCUGAGGUGACUGUCAUGACAGAAGAGAACGCCGCCACAGUGACUUCGUUGGGUCCGACCGGACGGGCCCAGGCUGCGGGUGAGGGUCGAGGGCAGUGCCUGAGCAUGUGAGCAGCGCUGACCCAAUUGGAACUUUUUAUUGCAACAUAAGCUAUUUCUUUCCUAGGGAAGAACUAUUUCGAGGUCUGGUGUUCGCUUUACUCAAUGACUUGUGGUGACGCGAGAUUUAAAAUGGUCCUUUCAUUUCUAGAUUUUAGAAUACCUAAUUGGUGAUCUGGUCCUAUAAAAAUAGAACAUUCGGACUAAUGAACACUCAUAAGCAGAGAUGGGGAACGUGGACCGCGUAGAGCAUUUCAGUACAGAAAGCCAUUUGAGCAUUUAUUCAUUAUUCUUAAUCGCCAUUCUAUGGUCCGUUUACUAGUAUACACUUUGUCCUGAUUAAUGUACAAUAUUCUGGAUUACAUUAUUUCACACUAGUAGGAGAAUCUUGGCCUACUUCUAGCUAGUACAACUACAUGCUGUUAAAUGAGCCAAAGCUAGUUAUCUGCAUAUGUAUUAUGUAGGACUAGAUGUUAAUAUCCCUCUAUUUAUGCAUAUUUUGGCUCCAAUGAGGCUCUGUGGGAUGUUCAAAUAAGUGAUGGUACGCUACUGGUUAUCAGAGUAAGCGUCCUUCUGUCAUCAAGUGUUAUGCUGAUCGGCCCACGGCACUCUCAAAAGGGUUCAGCAGUAAAUCCCAGCGUCUCAGGUUCACCCCCCAAGUGCCAUCAAUUCUCCUAAAGGCCCAAUUGGGGUCUUUCCUCUUUAUCCACAGCCACUGGCUGACCUUUUCCACCGCCUUAGAGAGAUCUCUGACUGCCUGCCGAUGGUCCUUCCCUCGGAUUCCCAUCUCUCUGAGUAGCCUGGAUGUUGAGGGGGCUAUAAACCCUCUGCAGCCAACUUCCACCAUCCGUACCUCUGCUCUCCAGCCUUGCUGUGGCACUUCGGCCACAAGCAAAAUAUUUGCAUGAUGAGUGAAGUCCUCGAUUUAAGCUCGUAUAAUUUUGUCACUAAAAGCACUAGUAGCGCAGUUAACCAGUGCACCGUUUUGCCUCACUCGUAAAAUGUGCAGUAGUGUUCAAAAUAAUAGCAGUCCAAUGUGACUAACCGGAUUAAUUCAUGUUUUCAGUCCAUAUUUAUCACUACAUGUCAAACAAGUUACCAGUAGGGGCAGUAGAUUCUCGACAAACCAAAAAGACCCAGCAGGAUUCAUGACAUACACACUCUUAAGGCUGUGCAAUUGACCCCUCCGUGGAUAUUGCGCAAUCCGCGUCACUGACCAAUCAGAGGCCAGAGAUCUGCAUAGACCAAAGCCCGUUUUUGCUCCCGCCAUUUUCUCUGACAACAUUGAAUGGUCCAGUAUAGGUUUAGUUAGCGUUUUAUCGCGUAUUUGGGUUAUUUAACAAAAAAUAUGGUUAAGAGGUGUAGUCAGGGACUUUGUAAUAGUGACGACAGGUAUCCUGAAAGGCUAGUUGGUGGAGUUCGAUUCGUACCCUUUCCAAAACCGAAGACCCAGUACGAAAAAUGCCUUCGAUGGAUCAAACUUUGUGGAAGACCGCAUCAUCAACUAAAUCCAUCUAAUAUCAACCGGAACACAUAUGUUUGCACGAAGGUAUGCCCUAUAUUUGAUUUUCAAUAGAUGUCUUGUAUAAAUGAAUUCGAAGUUCUUCGCUAGCAUAACACUGCUGCGUGUGAACGAUUGACACACUUAUUCUUUUUUGAGCGAUAUUUAGUGAUGAUCGGACUGCACAAACGUAUUGAUUUCUUGCUGGCUCGCGGCCGAAGCUUAACCAGACUGUGUUUGCACGAAGAUAUGCCCUAAAUUUGAUUUUUAAUACACGUCUCGUAUAAAUGAAUGAGACGUUCUCCGCUAGCAUAACAUUGCUACGUGUGAAUGAUUGAAUGAAAUCAGAAGCAUGGCGUCUCUCUCAGUUAAGAAUGUAUUGUAUUUAGAAUCUAUAAUAUAUUGUUGAUUUGAAUGAAAUCAGAAGCAUAGAGUCUGUCUCAGUUCAGAAUGUAUUGUAUUGUAUUUGCCAUUUUUACUGUUUGUCUUACGUGAACGCACGUGGCGUGACGUCACUUCAGGAGGCGUGGUUAAGUGCCCUGUACGGAGGGGUCAAUUGGGCAAUUUCUUGAAAGAUGUGUGUUCAAAAAAAUAGCAGUGUGGCAUUCAAUCAGUGAGGUCAUCAAUUUUGUAAAAAAAAAAAAAA